GCGCGCGCGAGGGUUGGCAACGGCGUCUCGGGCCGUGCGCCCGUAGCUCCGACUUGCUUGACGCGGCGAGCGCGGAAGUCGCAAAGCGGCAGAACAAGGGGUCCAGCGAGGAAGCGCGCGUCUUCCUGCAUUCGGACAUCUGCAAGUGGGUACCCGAGCGGGCCCGCUCGGGCCCUCGCGACGCCGAGGAGGAGGCCGACGCGUCCAGCAGCGCCGGCAAAGAAGUUGCGGCGGUCCAGAAGGGGCCCGUGGAGAAGGCCUUCUUAACCCUAUGCCAGUGGCAGCUGGCGUGGGACCAGUGCCCCCAGCCCCGCCGCGGGCAGACCGCGCGCUAUCGCGACUGCGCCGCGCGCGGCAGGUUCGCGCUGGCGCUCGUCGCCACGGGGCAGCUCACGCUGGCGAAGACGGCCGCGACCUCGAAGCGCCGCGUGCACCCCGGCAUCGUGCACCACGAGGAGGCACGCAAGACGCCCCCCCGCGUUCGCGCCAGAGCGGCGCCCUGCGUUCGUGCCGGCGCGGCGCAGCUGUGGGCGGAGCAGCUGCGCUCGGGCGACCCAGAGUUCAAUAUGGGGAAAGCGAUCCUGCGG
Messenger RNA from Prorocentrum cordatum, 587 nucleotides. NCBI's taxonomy places the organism in Eukaryota, Dinophyceae, Prorocentrales, Prorocentraceae. The record is from the annotation of a GenBank genome assembly.